AUGGCACGCCGCUACGUCGGUCAAACGGUACGGCGGGCAGCGUAUGCGGUUUUGCCGCGUUGGGCUGCUUCUGCAGUGAAAGCGAUCAUUGCUCAAUGCUUCCACAGCCAGGAAGCCUCGGGAACUAAGUUGGCUUACCGUCAUCAACGUCUGCGAGUGGUUGGCUCGGAGUCUCUCAUCCAUGAGACGUUCAGGGGCAGCGUCCCGACUCGGUCUGGAUGGCUCGACGGUGAGUCCUACAGCCAAAACCCUAGGGAUUCGACGGGAACUCCUGCUUUGGGCUCUCAAUCGCUACAUUUAGAACUUGGUAGCAGAAGCUUGUCCAUUUGUACCUCAAAUUCGAAGGAUUUGGUCAAGGUUGCCGAGAUCGUCAAGGUGCAAAGAAGGAUUGAAGCUGCUCUGGCUGCUUCCCAUCAGAGUACCGCGUGGCGCUCCGGCGCGGGUCGCUAUCGCACUGACGCUUACGCGCGUACUGAAGUGAGGCGCGCACGGACCAAACCAAGGCGGGGUUCGCUCUAUGACUGGGAACGAACUGCCUAUGGUGCAGGACUCUACAUUGCGACGGAGAUAUCCGUCAUACGACGUUUAAGGACGAUGUCUGCAUCCUCACAACUAGAAAGACACCGCAGCGAUUGGAAGAACAAUCCGCAAGCACCUCUGGCAAGUGGGCGCAGGCUACGCCUGCGUUCCUGGAGAGUAGAGAAUUAUCAUCAGCGAUGCCCGAGAUGCAUUGGGGUACCUGAAUGGGGAGCAGACCGGUUUACAGGGGUCGUGGACGAUCCUUGCUUAGCCCUGCGAAGAUACCAGCCAGAGGAUUGGUUCGAAUGA
Messenger RNA from Aspergillus tanneri, 828 nucleotides. RefSeq lists its product as uncharacterized. NCBI's taxonomy places the organism in Eukaryota, Fungi, Ascomycota, Eurotiomycetes, Eurotiales, Aspergillaceae. The record is from RefSeq and is a predicted model, not a curated record. Bases 1 to 828 code for a protein of 275 amino acids. The transcript has 3 exons.